This is a messenger RNA of Hemiscyllium ocellatum (epaulette shark), 804 nucleotides long. Its product is annotated as CBY1-interacting BAR domain-containing protein 2-like. The transcript has 6 exons. Gene Ontology annotation, biological process: cilium assembly. Lineage: Eukaryota; Metazoa; Chordata; Chondrichthyes; Orectolobiformes; Hemiscylliidae. The record is from RefSeq and is a predicted model, not a curated record. Bases 1 to 804 code for a protein of 267 amino acids. Gene Ontology annotation, cellular component: ciliary transition zone; ciliary basal body.
AUGGCCCUUGCAGUCAGCAAGAGGUUUCUGGGAAUGGAAGAAGUGACUUCGGGGACUUUGCGAAAGAUGAAGACCAAGCUGCUGGCAUUAGUAGAGAGGCUGAGGGUUGGAGCAGACUCCUUCUCCUGCUUUCAUCUCCUAAUCUUUAUUUUGAAAAGGGACGCGCAGGUCAAGAUCAUGGAAGGGACGGUGAACAAUGCAGAAAAGUAUCUCGGCCAGUUCUGCAUGCUCCUGGCUUCCUACGCACGCAAGAAUGCAAGAUUGAGAGACAAGGUUGACCUGCUGGUAAGACAGAUUAUGGACUUUGCAAACACCGAGAAUCCAGAGUUACGAAGGUGCCUCAAGGACCUUGGAGAGGAGUUGUCAAAGAUUCAGGACUACCGCCAGGCAGAGGUGGAGAGACUGGACGCCAAGGUUAUUGCACCUCUAAAGGCUUAUGGUCCCCUGACAAAAUCCAAACGGGCAGACAUCAAGAAAUUUAAUAGCGUCCGCAAUCGUGAAAUUAAAGAACUUGAAAACCUGCAAAAGUUGAAGCAGAGAAAUCCUUUGGACAGGCAAGGGAUUGUAUCCUUUCCCAAAGCUGAAGCCAAUGUGCAGAAGGCUUCAAUCGAUGUCAAUCACACCACACAUCAGCUGGAGGAGAUCAUUCUCAAAUUUCAGCAGCAAAAACUGAAGGACAUUAAGACUAUUUUCUCAAACUUUGUGACCAUCGAGAUGAUAUUUCAUGCCAAGGCCCUUGAGAUGUACACAAAUGCUUUUCAACACCUGAACAACUUUGAUGAAGAGAAGGAUCUGAAGGUAUGA